This is a messenger RNA of Diversispora eburnea, 1146 nucleotides long. The record is from the annotation of a GenBank genome assembly. NCBI's taxonomy places the organism in Eukaryota, Fungi, Glomeromycota, Glomeromycetes, Diversisporales, Diversisporaceae.
AUGAAGAAACGAUCAAAUAUUUUAUUAUCAUUGUUUAUGAUUUUCCUACUGUUGCAAGAUGGUGUCUUUGCUUCUCAAACCACAAAUUGUAAUACAGAAAAAACUUUUUGUAUUACGAUUACACUUCCUUCAUCUUCAAGUGAUGUAGUGAAAUUUAAAAUGGUUGCACCUUCAACUGUUGGAUGGAUCGCAGUAGGUAUCGGCAGCUCUAUGAUCGGUAGCUACAUGGUGAUGGCAUGGCCAACUACCACAAAUACGGUGGCCAUUUCACAACGUAUCGCUUAUUCAUAUUCAAUCCCCGCUGUAACAACUUCACAAAGUGAUAUAACAGUAGAUACAUCAAGUGGUGUUAGCAAUGGACAAUUUAUUGUAUCCUUCAGUCGUCCAGCUACUGUUGUUAAUUCAACUGUAACUUCUUCAACUACUGCAUUUAUUUGGGGAAUGCAAUCUACUACACGUCCGGAAGAUAAUCCUUCUACUACGGUAAUUGCUAAACACGAUUCAAUCGGUCGUAUCACAUUGACGGGUGGUCUUUCAACUUAUGAUAAAUACAUUAUUUCACAUGGAUUAAUAAUGUUUUUGACUUGGGGAUUAAUUGUUCCUGGUGCAAUUUUUAUUGCUCGAUUUGCCAGAAAUGUUAUACCACAAGGAUGGUUCCGUUUACAUUGGGGUAUUCAACUUUUCUUGGCUGCACCUUUGCUUGUCAUUGGUUUAUUAUUGGCCAUUGGAGCAGGUGUCAAAUUUAAUCCAGGAAACACUCAUGAAAUGUUGGGAGUUAUUUUGAUUGGAUUAUUCUUUGGUCAACUUACACUUGGGUGGAUUCAUCAUAAACUUUAUGAUUCAUCCCGUAAAUAUAUUCCUUGGUGGACAAAACUUCACUGGUGGUGGGGUAGAAUAAUUGCACUUCUUGGGUUCGUUCAAAUUACUCUUGGGUUAGGAGAAUAUAAUGUUGGAAAGACAUUAGUAUUUCUCUUAUACACCUGGGUCAUUUUUAUCAUCGUGUCAUAUAUUGGAUUGGCAUAUUUUUAUGUUAACAAAAGAAGGUCUGAAAUCAAAGCUUUGGGAAGAUCGGAUAUUGUAUAUACUGGUGUAGGACCCGAUGAUGGAGAACACCUUGAAAGUCUUAUGACAUCUUCAUUCCAGUAA